Callithrix jacchus (white-tufted-ear marmoset) is the source of this 1585-nucleotide messenger RNA. RefSeq names its product sulfotransferase family 1C member 2 (gene SULT1C2). The record is from RefSeq and is a predicted model, not a curated record. Gene Ontology annotation, molecular function: sulfotransferase activity. NCBI's taxonomy places the organism in Eukaryota, Metazoa, Chordata, Mammalia, Primates, Cebidae.
CUUCUCUGCCAGCGGGAGGAGGGAGGGCCAGAGCAGCCUAGGGCCAGGAGAGAUGUGAAGAACUCUAGGUGGUGACCAAGAGAAGGAGCAGAGUGUGCCUUUAGUUCAUAUGAACUAGAGGGAGCUGGUAUUUGCACAGCAGUCAGGGUCACAUGACUGAUCAUGGUACAGUGAGAAGUUCUUCCUCCCAGGGCAAAGUCACAGUUUGUUUCUGUUCAAUCCAGAUUCUUCCAGUAAAAGCUUCAACUUCCCACACUGAAGCUGAGAGCCUCCCAAAGUGCUGGCUACCUGCUGAGCACCACUGUAACUUUGAGACAGUGGUAAUUUGACCCUCUGCAAUUGCUGUCCCCUUCCUGCCAAAGUCCUUUCCGUGCCUGCUGACGCUUGGGUGUGCCUUUGGGCUACUGACUUUCAGCUGGAACUUGAAGGGACCCCCAACCCUGAGACACUAUGGCCCUGACCUCAGAAUUGGGGAAACAGAUAAAAUUGAAAGAAGUGGAGGGGACCCUCCUGCAGCUUGCAACUGUGGACAACUGGAACCAGAUACAGAGCUUCGAGGCCAAACCAGAUGAUCUGCUCAUCUGCACCUACCCUAAAGCAGGAACAACGUGGAUUCAGGAAAUUGUGGAUAUGAUUGAACAGAAUGGGGACGUGGAGAAGUGCCAGCGAGCCAUCAUCCAACAGCGCCAUCCUUUCAUUGAGUGGGCUCGGCCACCCCAACCUUCUGGUGUGGAAAAAGCCAAAGCAAUGCCCUCUCCACGGAUACUAAAGACUCACCUGUCCACUCAGCUGCUGCCACCAUCUUUCUGGGAAAACAACUGCAAGUUCCUUUAUGUAGCUCGAAAUGCCAAAGACUGUAUGGUUUCCUACUACCAUUUCCAAAGGAUGAACCACAAGCUUCCUGACCCUGGUACCUGGGAAGAGUAUUUUGAAACAUUCAUCAAUGGAAAAGUGGUUUGGGGUUCCUGGUUUGACCAUGUGAAAGGAUGGUGGGAGAUGAAGGACAGAUACCAGAUUCUCUUCCUCUUCUAUGAGGACAUAAAGAGGGACCCAAAGCAUGAAAUUCAGAAGGUGAUGAAGUUCAUGGGAAAGAACUUGGAUGAAACAGUGCUAGAUAAAAUUGUCCAGGAGACGUCAUUUGAGAAAAUGAAAGAAAAUCCCAUGACAAAUCGUUCUACAGUUUCCAAAUCCAUCAUGGACCAGUCCAUUUCCCCCUUCAUGAGGAAAGGAACUGUGGGGGAUUGGAAAAACCACUUCACUGUUGCCCAGAACGAGAGGUUUGAUGAAGUCUACAGAAAAAAGAUGGAAGGAACCUCCAUAAACUUCUGCAUGGAACUCUGAGCAAGAUAUAAAUAAAAUUAAAAGGUGGAUGGCAAGAGUGCAAAUACUGUCUUUAAUCCUUCAGUCCCAGCCAGAAGAAUCUCUGAAAGCCUACUGUGAAUGUAUAUGAUGUGUACAAACUAUGUCUGUGAUGAUUAACACUAUGUAACCACUACACUUUUAAAAAAGGAUCAUGUCUAAUGCCCAUUUUCUCAACUAUUCUUUCCAAAGUAAGAAAUAAGAUAGCUUAAUAAACUAAGUAAAA